This is a messenger RNA of Juglans regia (Persian walnut), 2125 nucleotides long. RefSeq names its product probable amino-acid acetyltransferase NAGS2, chloroplastic. The transcript has 10 exons. Gene Ontology annotation, biological process: L-arginine biosynthetic process. The record is from RefSeq and is a predicted model, not a curated record. Gene Ontology annotation, cellular component: cytoplasm. NCBI's taxonomy places the organism in Eukaryota, Viridiplantae, Streptophyta, Magnoliopsida, Fagales, Juglandaceae. Bases 214 to 2067 code for a protein of 617 amino acids. Gene Ontology annotation, molecular function: L-glutamate N-acetyltransferase activity, acting on acetyl-CoA as donor.
UAUACGAGAACAAGCCUCCAAGUGAUUCCCAACUUUUACGUCAUAACUUGUGCUUUUUCUUUGGCCUACUUGAUCGUCCCAUCUAUUAACUCCACCGUUUUGCCGCGUUUCAUGAAAGAAAUGCUACCUCUGAUCAUCCAUACUAAUUAACACCUGACCUGUUUUAACAAGCUAAUUUCUUAAGUUCGGGUUCUUUGUUCUUUACGUGCAAAAAUGGCUGCCACUUCAAGAUCAAGGCCAUUGGCUUGCCUGCAAGACCGUGGACAUGGAGCAGCCUGGCCUUCACAUAGCUUGAGAAGUAGUAGUACUGAAAGGCUUUCUAAACCUUGUGUGAAGCUGGGAAUGGGAAUUGAAAGAAAACUGAGAAGAUUGGUGGUGAAAGGGUACGGGUGGCCGGAGGGUGAAGUGAAACAUGGAGAUGGUAGUGGCCGUGAAGGUCGAUAUGAAAUCUCAGAGAAGGACAAGAGGUUCGUGGAAUGCCUCCGGGAAGCUCAGCCGUACAUUCAUUUGCACAGAGGCAGCACAUUUGUUGUGGUCAUUUCUGGAGAACUUCUUGGCUCUCCUAAUUCCUUGGAUAUCAUACUCAAGGAUAUUGCUUUUCUUCAUAGUCUGGGUGUAAGAUUUGUGAUUGUUCCAGAGACAACUGUGCAGAUCAACAAGCUUUUGAAGCAGAGAGGAAGCGAGCCCAAGUUUGUUCGUGGAUACAGGAUAACUGACUCUGAAGCUCUAACAGCAGCAGUGGAAGCGGCAGGAGGGAUUCGUAUGAUGCUAGAAGCAAAACUUUCUCCUGGACCCUCCAUAUGCAACAUUCGUCGGCAUGGUGAUGGUAGUCGUUGGCAUGAAGUCGGUAUCAGUGUUGAAAGUGGUAACUUUCUUGGAGCUAAGAGAAAAGGAGUUGUCAAUGGCGUUGAUUAUGGAGCAACAGGUGAAGUUAAGAAGGUUGAUGCUUCUCGCAUGCGCCAGAGGCUUGAUGCCGGCUGUAUAAUUAUAUUAAGCAACUUGGGCCAUUCCAGCUCUGGAGAAGUUCUAAAUUGCAACUCGCAUGAAGUUGCAACGGCUUGUGCAUUAGCUGUUGGGGCAGACAAGCUUAUUUGCAUCAUAGAUGGUCAAAUUCUGGAUGAGAACCGGCGUGUUAUUCGCCGCUUGACUCUUCAAGAAGCAGAGACAUUGGUAUGUAAACGUGCUAAACAAAAUGACGAAGCUUCCAACUAUUUGAAAGCUGUUGGCAAAGAGGAUCUCAGGCUCAGUUCUCCUGUACAUAACGAUCAUAAUGGUGCUGUGCAUUAUUCCCAUAAUGUGAAGGUUAAUGGGAAAAGACGUAAUGUAACCUUUCAGAACGGUGUUGGUUUUGACAACGGGAAUGGACUUGGAGUUGGGACCAGUGAACAAAAUUUUGUUAUCGGAGGUCACGAGUGGCGAGGUCAAUUAAAUGGUUACCUCUCAGAAUUGGCUGCUGCAGCUUUUGUUUGCAGGGCAGGUGUUAAAAGAGUUCAUUUGUUGGAUGGCACUAUAGAUGCAGUUUUAUUCUUGGAAUUGUUUACAAGAGAUGGCACGGGGACCAUGGUGGCUAGUGACAUUUAUGAAGGAACCCGGAUCGCUAGGGUCGAAGAUCUGUCUAGUAUAAGACAAAUUAUGCAACCUUUGGAAGAAUGUGGCAUACUUAUUUGCCGGACCGAUCAAGAGCUUCUUGAAGCAUUGGAUUUAUUCGUUGUUGUGGAAAGAGAAGGUCAGAUAAUUGCUUGUGCUGCUCUUUUUCCUUUCUUCAAGGAGAAGUGUGGAGAGGUUGCUGCCAUCUCAGUUUCUCCUGAUUGCCGUGGGCAAGGGCAGGGAGCUAAAUUACUCGAUUACAUUGAGAAAAAGGCAUCCUCUCUCGGAUUGGAGAUGCUCUUCUUGCUUACAACACAAACUGCAGAUUGGUUUGUGAGGCGUGGUUUCUCUGAAUGUUCAAUUGAAUCAAUACCAGAGAAGAAGAGAAAAAAGAUCAAUCUAUCCCGCAAAUCCAAGUAUUUUAUGAAGAAACUGCAACCUGAUUCAAGUAGAGUUAUCAUUGAUAAGGCAGUCGUUUGAACUUGCAGUAUCACUGCUUUUGUUUUCCCGUUUCUGUUAAUAAAAUUGUGUAAACUAA